Messenger RNA from Paraphaeosphaeria sporulosa, 878 nucleotides. RefSeq lists its product as uncharacterized. Bases 105 to 668 code for a protein of 187 amino acids. The transcript has a single exon. Lineage: Eukaryota; Fungi; Ascomycota; Dothideomycetes; Pleosporales; Didymosphaeriaceae. The record is from RefSeq and is a predicted model, not a curated record.
CGCCAUGUUUAUCUCGCUUUUGUAAGUUUUAUUUUUUCAGGCGGCGGUCGUGCAGCUGGUUGGAGAUUUGGUUGCUUGUCGCUCGUCGCGUGGAAUUGGAGAGGAUGUCGAUAUCGGUAUGGGGUCAGGUGGUAGUUUAUGGUUUGUGCUCAGUGUCCCCGUCGACGUACGCCUGCGCUGCGCAUGCCAUGCCAGCCAAAAAUUUCCAGGCCGAGUUUCAUCCGCCGAGGCAGCGGGCGCCCCGCCAACCCCGCACUAAGCCGCUUCCAGCGACCGGCAGACACUGCAUCACGGCGUGGACCACGGUACGAUACGAGACCCUGGCACACCCUGCUUCGCGAAGUCAACCAGCGGUACGAUCGCGUCGUGUCGGAUACGAGGCAAUCUUUGGCUGCAUUCGAAUUGCUAUAUUGCAUCAAGUGAGCUGGUUGCGUCUUGAGCGAGUCUUCGCAGAAUCCAAGCUGGAUGCUCUCCUACACGCUUUCAAUAUACACAUACCUUCAUCACGGCACUCCACGAACCCUACGUAUCAGAAACACCAUGGCUAUCAACGCACAGAUAAUAUUAAGGGUAGCUACCAUGAUCGUAUCGAAUUCGCAACGCAACCGUCUAAAACUGCUCUUUCCCCAACCAUGCCUGAACCUAAACUUUUUGCAGAAACAGAUUAAAACCACAACCAAAAGAAAAACGGACGCAUCAUAACGCAACGCCAAAACCGGAUACAUUUCGUUCGAAGACACAAAGCUAGCGCGAUCUAUGCCUACAGAGUUAGAGUUCCGAGAGAACCAGAACCUUGCCCAACCCCCGAAGAGAGAAGUAGCGUGCGAACAACACGCGUACAGCAUAGCAUGCACAGUGGAGCCCCCGCGCCUGAGUAA